Didymodactylos carnosus is the source of this 675-nucleotide messenger RNA. NCBI's taxonomy places the organism in Eukaryota, Metazoa, Rotifera, Eurotatoria, Philodinida, Philodinidae. The record is from the annotation of a GenBank genome assembly.
AUGCCAGAAGCAGAGAAACAGCCGUAUAAUGACAUUGCGAAUAGAUUACGAGCAAAACACAAAGCUGAACAUCCUAAUUAUCGAUAUCAAACAAAAAGAGUGAAAAAAUGUGCUCGUCAUGAACCAUAUUCCAUUCAACAAAAGCCAGUUCAGCUCUGUUUUCGUGUUCACUCAACAGCUGCUUCUGACUCCUCAAUUUCCACAUUGGAAGAGCGACUGAAACGCAAUUUACAGUCAAUCGAUCAAUCGCUCAUACCCUAUAUACAAAAUUAUCCAGUCAUUGUAACGCCUCCAUUUACUCUUCCACCCCCAGUGGUAGAAGUAUCACGACAAGAUCCACAAUCGUCUCUGAUUUCUCACAUAAUUUCAGAAGAACAACAGCAGUCAUCGACCAAUUUGUGCGGCGACGAACUGAUUGGAUUUGAUUCUCAACUGCACCACCUGAAUAGCAAUGAAUCAUCUGUAGAAUUAUCACCACUCAUGUCAAAUCAACACUUAUCGCCGUGUUCAACCGAGUUUUCCGUGGAUGAAUUGAACACUUUAAACGAGGUCCUUGACAAUUUAACACAUGAUUGGCCAACGACGGCAGCUAAUAUGCUGUUAAGUCCUACAUGGUUGUCAAACGAGAAGCUUACACCGACGGCGCACUUGGAUGAUUAUUUAUCCUUCUUAUAA